GACGCUCAGCAACAGUACUCGCGCCGCCAUAUAUCCACGCUCAUCGGCAACCGCGUACCGCGAUCACCUGAUGAACCGCGGCCGAGGGGAAAAAUGAAAAGUAUGAGUGCAUGAAGAGAAAGAGGGUAAGAGAGCGCGGCUAUAAAGCGAUCCAGUUUCAUCGAAAUUCUCAGUUUGUUGUAUUCAUAUAUCGCAGACUGCGGACGUAGCGAUCCGAUCAACCUUCCAGUUAGUACUGCAGCAUGAAGACGCGGCUGAUGUUGCAAUUGGCGCUACCUGUGGUGCUUUUGGCCGGACCCUCGGAAGAAUUUUUUUUUCAAUACCCUAAGAAGGCACUGACGGAAUUCUUUGAAUCUCUGAAGGCAAAAAAGACGCUGCCUAAGAUAGGACAUGUACAACACUAUCACAUACAUUAUUAUCCGAUGCCUUUCCCUCUAUUAGCAUGGACGAGAGCACCAGAUAAAUACUAUCUCGACGAAUUCUACGACGACGCUCUCACGUCACUCGGCUGGUCAGGUUAUCAUUACGGAUACGCGUCAGAUCCGUCGCUAAUCAUGUCGUCGAGUCUCCAACACCUGUCCGGGUCGGAUGUAUGGAAUAACCUUUGGGGCGAGAAGAUUCUAGACACCGACGACUCGACACCGCUCGACACGAUCGAUCGUAAUUCCAAGGGAAUACUGGUGCAAGUCCCCGUCAAUCGGCCACUCGUGUUUCAUCUGCCAUUGAAGAAGUCACGGCAGAGACGGAUAGAGAUGGCGACGACUUAAGAUCUCGCCAUGAAACACCUGUUUCUCUUUCUCGAAACCAACAAUUGUGUAAAAUUGAUCAUCAAACAUCACAUCAAAUCUUCAAUCGUUUUAGUUCUAGUUAUUAGUUCUAGUUAUUAGUUCCAGAUUAGUUAAUUAAGAUUAGUUAAUUAAAAAUUUAACUUUUAAGUGUUUAGCUCGAUGUAUAAAUUUGACGAUAAGUUCUUUUUAGCUGAACAGCUCUUUUUAUGCUUUUGCACAGUUCAUCCUUUCCCUUUUUUUUCUAACAAGGAAAAAAAAAGAUGAAUCAUACAAGAAGUUCUGCUAAUUAAAAGAAUGCUUGAGGCUUGUUAUUUAUUAUGCGCAUAUCAGGCAUUUUGAAAUGUUCCUUGAUUCUGUAUAUCUUCUUACAUUUAGAUUUACUCGUCGAAACGAAAAUAUGUGAAUGUUAUUAUACGAAA
Messenger RNA from Atta colombica, 1207 nucleotides. RefSeq lists its product as uncharacterized. The record is from RefSeq and is a predicted model, not a curated record. Lineage: Eukaryota; Metazoa; Arthropoda; Insecta; Hymenoptera; Formicidae. The transcript has 6 exons. The coding region runs from base 243 to 767 and encodes 174 amino acids.